Molecule: messenger RNA, 1192 nt
Organism: Salmo salar (Atlantic salmon)
Lineage: Eukaryota; Metazoa; Chordata; Actinopteri; Salmoniformes; Salmonidae
Source: RefSeq, a predicted model, not a curated record
AUGGCGACACACCACCUGUGCCUCAAUAAUGUCCCAGUUGUCAUCACACACGGUCCCCCACUGUCCAUUAUAGUAGACCUCCACACAGCCCUCAGAGAACAGCUUACCCCCCACCAGCCUCAUGGCCCCAUUCUAGUGGGAUCAUGGCAACAAGACGCUAGCAAUCAUCGUUAUCUCAUAGAGUUCCUGGAGGUUGGAGGGGUCCUAACCCUCCUGGAGAUCUUAGGUCAGAAACAGACCAAGGAGGAGGACAAGGCAGAGGCCAUUCAGCUGCUUCAGAUAGUCUCAAACGCUGGACGCAAGUACAAAGAGCUAAUCUGCGAAAGCUAUGGUGUGAGAGCCAUUGCAGAGUGCCUGGCCAAGUCCAAGACAGAGGGGACCCAAGAGACAGCACGGGCCCUGCUGGAGUCCCUGGCCCAUGGAAACCCCAAAUACCAGAACCAGGUGUACAGAGGUCUGAUCGCCCUGCUGACCUGUACCUCGCCCAAGGCCCAGCAACUGGUCUUGCAGACCCUCCGCAUAGUACAAGACAUAGUGAAGGAAGCCCACCCCAGCAUCGUGGGACCUCUGUUGAAUUUGUUGAGGUCCCUGCAUUUGGAGGUGCAAUAUGAGGCUAUCGAGCUGAUCACAGAUCUCAGGCAGUAUGAGGUCAGACCGGCGCUGCUCACAGGUCUCGUAGCGCUGCUCAAACCGGCUAUGGAGGGAGUGCAGACAUACAAGAUCCUGGAAGACCCAGAAAUGACCAAGAUGACUGAAUCCCUGCCAGUGUUUGUCCAACAAGCUGCGGCAGCCAAAGCUUUAAGGUUGCUUGCUCAGGGGAAUCAGGAGCUGUCAUGGGAACUCCUUCCUCUCAGAGUGGUGCACCACUUGAUGUAUGCUAUGGGAAACCAGGAGCACGCUGACGCCCAGAGACAAGCCAGCCUGGCGCUGGAGCAUUUUGUCCGUACAUACCCAGUGGUGGAGGAGCAUGUACGCAGAACCAUGGGUACCAAUCUGUUUGCAGCCUUCAUGCACAAACCUGAGACUCUCUACAUGAAGAUGGAUGAAGUUCAAGCAGAUAUCCUGCUAUCAAAUAAAGUCAAAAUUUCGGAAGUUCUGGAGCACCAGAGCUCAGAAGACUGAACCAGACAAAGUACAGGCAUGCCAUUUUGUAUAAUAAUAGUUUACACUUUAUUUUCAUGUUACAGUAAAA